AUGAUGAUAACAAAUUCUCUGCAUUAUCUUUUUGUACUUCUUGGAGCUCUUUCUUUCCUAGCACCGGUCCUAGGGCAGGAUCCAUCAUCAGGAUUUAUUAGUAUAGAUUGUGGACAACCUGAAAAUAUCAGCUACAUCGAAAAAAAUACAGAAAUCAAUUACAUUUCAGAUGUCAAUUUUAUUGAUUCCGGUGUGAGUAAAAGCGUAUCGCCUCAAGAUAAAAAUUCUCAUCAACCACAAUUUAAUUACCUAAGGAGCUUCUCUAAUGGUGUCAGAAACUGUUACAAAAUAAAUGUAACAAGUGGUGCUGAUUAUUUAAUUAGAGCUAGUUUCUUGUAUGGAAACUAUGAUGGUCUUAAUAAGCUCCCACAAUUUGAACUUCAUCUUGGACCAAAUGUGUGGAAAACAGUAAAAUUCACAAAUUCAUCAAUCAGCGUAAACUAUGAGAUAAUCCACUCUCCACCGCAGAACCAUAUACAUCUCUGUCUCGCUAACACGGACAAUGGAACACCGUUUAUUUCGGUAAUAGAAUUGAGGCCUUUGCCGAAUGAUACUUAUAGCAUUAGCAUAAAGUCAGUUGGAUCAUUGGCACGUUUGGUGAGACUAGAUCUCGGCUCCAUCACCAACCUUUGUAUCAGGUACAAAGAUGAUUUAUACGACCGCUUAUGGGAGCCUUAUUCGGACAGCGAGUGGACACAAUUAAGCACUUCAUUGAACACUGAUGAACUAAAUAAUUCAGUGGCAUCAACGCCACCGGUAAUUGUCAUGAGCACUGCUGCUACACCAAUAAAUUCUAAUGCCUCUUUGGAUUUCACGUGGGAUGCAGAUACUGUAACCGAUAGUUUUCAUAUUUGCAUGCAUUUUAAUGAGAUCCAAAAACUGAAAGCAAAUGAAGCUAGAUUAUUCAAUAUCACCUUGAAUGGCAAGCUCUUUUAUGGUCCUUUUGCUCCUAUAUACCGUAAAACAGAUACUCUAUGCACUACUUCACCUUUUGAUGGAUUCACGACAUAUCAGUUAUCAAUUUUGAGGACAGAGUUCUCUACACUUCCACCCAUCAUCAAUGGUAUUGAGAUUUAUUCAGUUAGAAAUUUGUCACACUUAGAAACUGAAAAAGAUGAUGCUGAUGCUAUCACAAACAUCAAGGUAGCCUAUAGGGUGACUAGAAAUUGGCUUGGAGAUCCAUGUUGUCCCGAAGCAUUCAAGUGGGAUGGCCUAGAUUGUAAUUCAAUUGAUGGUGAUGGCACUCCAAGAAUAACAUCCUUGAACUUGUCUACAAGUGGAUUGACAGGGCACAUAAUUCCUGAUUUCUUAAAGCUUACUAUGCUAAAGACAUUGGAUUUAUCAAACAAUAACUUAACUGGAGAUGUUCCUUAUUUUCUGGCACAACUGCAAUCACUACAAAAAUUAAACCUGGAGAACAACAACUUGUCAGGUUCAAUUCCAAAUGAACUCCUUCAAAAACAAAGAGAUGGUAUAUUAUCAUUAAGUGUGGGACAAAAUCCAAAUCUAUGUGCAUCAACUUCAUGCAACCCGCAAACAAAUGAUAAGAGAAAGAAAAAGAGUAAUGCAGUUAUUAUAGUGGUAGCAUUAAUGGCAGGGAUGUUGCUGCUUCUAGUGAUUGCAGCAGUUAUAAUCUUUCGCCAAAGAAAGCCAAAUGAUGCUGCUAAGAACAUUAUUCUUGGGAAGCCCGGUAACUCAAUUAAUGGUUCUCAACUGGGAUCAAAGCAACGUCAAUAUUCAUUUAACGAAGUUGUUAAGAUGACCAGCAGCUUUGAUAGGGUUCUUGGUAGAGGUGGAUUCGGAACAGUUUACUAUGGCUCUAUUGAGGAUACUCAAUUGGCUGUCAAAAUGCUUUCCUUAUCAUCUGUGCAAGGAUAUCAACAAUUUGUUGCAGAGUUUACAGGAGAAAACAAUAGGAAAAAGUCCUUGAAUUGGAAAGAUAGACUUCAAAUAGCAUUGGAUGCAGCCCAAGGAUUGGAAUAUUUGCAUAAUGGCUGUAAGCCACCUAUAAUCCACAGAGAUAUAAAAUGCACAAAUAUUCUAUUAGAUGAAAACUUCCAUGCCAAACUUGCUGAUUUUGGAUUAUCCAAAUGCUUUGCGGCUGAUGGCGACACACAUGUGUGGACAAUUGCGGCCGGAACUCCAGGCUAUUUAGAUCCUGAGUAUACGAUAUCAAAUAUAUUGACAGAGAAAAGUGAUGUGUAUAGUUUUGGAGUAGUUCUUUUAAGGAUAAUCACAGGUCAACCGGUGAUAAUAAGAAUGGAAGACACGACUCAUCAUAUAAGUCAGCGAGUUAACUCUAUGGUUGCUGAAGGGGAUAUAACAAAAAUUGUUGACUCAAGGUUACAAGGAGAUUUUGACAAUAACUCUGCAUGGAGAGCAGUUGAAAUAGCAAUGGCCUCUGUGUCUUCUAUUUCGGUAGAAAGGCCAUACAUGAGUGAUAUAGUGAAAGAACUAAAGGAGUGUUUGGCUGUAGAGUUAACUCAAAAACAUAAUAGUUGUGACUUUCAAAAUGAAGAUUUAAUUGGGCAGGUUAGUUUGAACUUGAUUAGUACUGAUAUCAACCCCAUAGUUAGGUAG
Molecule: messenger RNA, 2580 nt
Organism: Arachis duranensis
Lineage: Eukaryota; Viridiplantae; Streptophyta; Magnoliopsida; Fabales; Fabaceae
Product: LRR receptor-like serine/threonine-protein kinase IOS1
Exons: 12
Coding region: 1-2580 (859 amino acids)
Biological process (GO): protein phosphorylation
Molecular function (GO): ATP binding; protein kinase activity; protein binding
Source: RefSeq, a predicted model, not a curated record